Messenger RNA from Pteropus alecto (black flying fox), 2346 nucleotides. It is a transcript of the gene MTNAP1, whose product is annotated as chromosome unknown C17orf80 homolog. The transcript is spliced from 6 exons. The record is from RefSeq and is a predicted model, not a curated record. Bases 248 to 1972 code for a protein of 574 amino acids. NCBI's taxonomy places the organism in Eukaryota, Metazoa, Chordata, Mammalia, Chiroptera, Pteropodidae.
CAAUCAUGUAGACGGCCCACCGCGGGUCCUGGGAUCGGGAGUUAGGAAGCUGCUAAUGAGCUGCUCUGGGGGGCUUGCCUCGGGGGCUUCCUGUACUUGUAUUUUGCAAGGCUGACGUUAAAAUCUAGUUUCAUUCUGCCAAACUCGGGAACGGCGAUCGUGAAGCAUGGAGAUCCAGGAGAGACGACCGCAAAAUUAGCAUCCUUGCAGAGAAGCCCGGGAAUGAGAGAGUGAUAUUUCAUCCAGAAUGGAAGUAUGUCCUUAUUGUAAGAAACCAUUUAAACGGUUAAAAUCCCACUUGCCACAUUGUAAGAUGAUAGGACCAACUAUACCUACUGAUCAAAAUGUUUGUCACUCCAAGCAGGCUGUGCUCCCACAUGCUAAGAAAAUGAAAAGUUCAAUCAAAGACUUGGUUAAAGCUAAUGAGAGAGAGCUGGGGACAAAGAAUCAGAAAAGAAAUACGAAGUCGAAAGGGGGCAAAGCAGGAGAGACAACUGAGUCCUUUCCACUACCAGCUGUUGGUUUGGAAAGAGUAAGUAAUCCAAAGGCAAACAAAGACAUCAAGAAUCACAUUCAAUUCUCCCACAAAAUGUUAGAAAAUCCUGAACCAGAGAUUAUUCCCCAGGGAGACACUAAGGCUCAGUUUUAUGCAUCAGAGAACACUGCUCCUAAAAAAGGACUUGCCACAGAUUUGCCUAAAUCAAGGGAAAGUAGAAGUAAUCCUUCAGAAACCAAAGCAUCUUUACCUCUCAGCCCAAUGGAACCUUUGUCAAAUCAAGAUAGAAAGUAUCCUCCAGCCUUAUCUAAUGAUAUACAAACCACUUCUGCUAAUUUAAAAUUGGACAAAAUCGAUCCCUCGAGACAGAAGCUUCUAGUAAAAUUACUAGAUGCGCCUAUUGGUGAUUAUCAUAGUUCUCCCAUAAAUCUCAUUUAUGGGGAUAAAACAGUAAGACCAUCAUGUUCAAGCGAUGAGACAGAUUCCAAAGGCAAAGAUCGCCUCUUAGAAAUCUCUGCUGAUGUUAGAGACUCUGAGAAUCAGGAAAAGGACAGGGAAUCACAGAUUUUAGGUUUUAAAGUUAGUGCAUUAGGUAAAAUCCCAGUCAAGGAGAACCAAGGAGAAGGGCUUAACCUUGGAGUAGAGACGUACGGGAGCAAACGCCAUGCAGGAAAAAGUGCAUCUGUGACAAGAAUUCAGGAAUGCUCUUCCAUGAGAAGUGACUCUACAAAGAACUUCAGUGCUGAUGUUCCAGCCACAGAGAAGAAAUCCCAAGAUGAAGGUCUCAAUUUAAAUUUGUUCUCGCCGAGGGAGACAGUUCGCAGUGAGUUUCUUUCUGUAGCACAGUCACGUAAUCAAAGUCUUGCCUCUCUGGCUAUAAAAUUUCUUCAAGAAGAAAAAGCAGAAGCCCACAAUCAUAAUCAAGUCCCCAACGUGAGGGCAUUGAUGGAGAGUGAGGAACAGGCUUCUCUGGAGCCCGAAUCUGGCCGUUGGCCCCGAGCUGUGCUCUCUGCGUGCCAGCAGCCUUUACAUUCAGCCCAGCAUCAUACUUCUAAAAGCCCCUUCACCAGUCAGAUGGAUGUUGCCGACAGGAAGACCCUUCCCAGCUCCCUGGGCCUGGAGUGGGUCCCAGAGCUUUAUCCUGCUUAUCUCGGACUAGGGGUGUUUCCAGGGAAACCUCAGUAUUGGAAUCCAGUGGCCCAGAAGCCCCAGCUCAUCAGUCCCCAUGGGGAAAGACUCUCACAAGAAAGAAGUGCGCCUGCUCUAAGGAGUUUGGGACCGCCGACCAGGCUUACAACCUCCAGCGUCUCUCUAAUGAGGCUCUUGGGAGCUGUGCAGAAAGGCUGGAUCAGGUGCAGUGGCACCGUGAAGAGCGGUGUUGGUGGCAUCUCGAUGCUCGUCACCGGAUACUUUGUUCUUUGUUGUAGCUGGAGUUUCAGGCAUCUGAAGCUGCAGCGCUGGCGUAAGGAACACUGACCUGGACGCCACUUAAGAACGUUCUGGAAUCCAAGGAGAGCGUGGUGGAGACAACGGUGGUUCACGUUGCACAACUUCAGGUUGCGCUGGGGGCAGGAAGAGGGAGCGAAAGAAUAAAUUAUUCAAUCUAAAGCCGUUAUUCAGGAAGUACAUUUUAUAAUGUGGACGGAUCAGGCUCUGUCUGGAUAUUUCUUUGGCUUGCCCUCAAAAGUGACUGAAAGUUACUGAAAAAACAUCAGUUUGUUUAAUCAUGAAGGCUGGUGUUAUUCAGGGAGAUACGAAAAAGACAAGGUUUAUCGUUAAAAUUGUUAAAUAGUGAUUUCCCAGUUCUCAGUAAAAACAAGUAUCUCGAUUUUAAAUCUUUCUCCCUAAAA